GUGAUCUGGGGCUAAACGCAAAAAGACUAGGACUGCAGGACACUGGGAACUCUGUUAAGCAUCCCAUCUUCCUUCCAGCAUCAGCACUUCAUCCCCACAAUGCUCAACACCACUCUGAAUCCCGCCACCAACCUCUACGUAAACUCUACCAUCCCUGGUGGCCCCCGUGAACCUCCACCAUGGUACCAAUUCCCAGUAUGUGCCGUGGCCCCGUACGGCUUCAUUUUCUACUUUGGGGUCAAGGUGUUUAACCUGGCAGUGGGAACACCCUGUAACGCCCUGGUCAUCUGGCAGAUUGCAACCAGGAAAAGUGAUGCGUCCACCUCUGACAUUUUCAUCUUCAACCUGGCCAUCUUAGAUGCCUACUUCUGCCUAAUGACGCCCAUAGAGAUGGUUAACCGCCUGCUGCUAGAUGACAGUCGCAUUUGGUACUCGCAGAGGUUCGCCUACGGGAUUAAGGAUGUAGCGCCACUCUUUCUGGUGUGUAUCUGUCUAGACCGCUACAUGGCCGUGGUCCACCCAGUACUGUUCACUGGUAUCCGAGACAAUAAGAUCCGCAUUGGAAUUUCAGUGGUGGUCUGGGGCCUCAUCCUGGCUUACGGCCUCACCAAGUGCACCCUGGGAGUCAUGAGCGUCAAUGAGGUCUUCAGCGGUGUCAUCCUCUUUGCCUUUGCAGUCAUGGUCUUCUGCAACAUUUCCGUCAUCUGGGUCCUUAGACGUUCCGUGGCAGGAAAGGAGCAGAUGCACCCGGUGAAGAAGAAGGCCUUCAAGAUGGUCCUGAUCAUCCUCGCCAUCAUUGUGGCCAACUACCUGCCGCCAGUGGCUCUCAUGCCCUUCGUGUCGUACUACUCGUUCGUGGCGUUCCGCUGCCAGAUCAGCAUCAGCGUGUUCUCCAUCAUGGAUCUGAGCUGCAGCCUUGAGCCUCUCCUCUACAUCACCAAGAUGGAGCGCGUGGACGGCAGGUGCUGUGGGCGGAGCUUCUCUAAGAAGCCGCAAGAUGUCAAGGUGUGAUCAAGUGUGAAGAUGCAUAAAGUUUAGGUAUUACCUACAACCUUUCUAUGUUUCACAGUUCGCCAGGCAAUCCAAGAGAAGUUUUUUUCCCCCUUAAGAUACGUUAUUGCUGUCUGCACUUACACCUGCAACCAGCGGGGCAUUAUAGGAAACAGAGGAAACCACUGACACCAAUAGAAAUAGAGUAACGUAAGGUGGCUAGUCCAAAAUCAAUCAUUUGAACUGAGGUAGAUUAUUCCUGUAACAGGUGAGUUGGCUCUCUACAUCUUCUGUGACAACCGGUAUUAGAAACCCUUCUCAUUAACACAUACACCUCUUUUGGUUUGGCCUGGGGCAGAAACUAGUUUACAGAGCACUGGCUGAGCACUUAGCCAGUCAUUAAUUAAGCCCCCUAAUCAGAGCACUGUGGGACCAAUUAGCAUGUGUAAGUGGUUAACAAACUAAAUAUGUAACACAGUGUAAUCAAUAAAGCAACACAAACAGGCAGUGUAAUGACUGUAUUACAUCAUUUAAGCAACAAAUCCCCUAAUAAGAGUUCUUUGAGAGUUGAAAACUGCUGAAUAUAAUUUAAACUCUCAAAAUUAAUAAACAAUUAAAAAUUAUACUGUAA
Messenger RNA from Dicentrarchus labrax (European seabass), 1621 nucleotides. Its product is annotated as G-protein coupled receptor 4. The record is from RefSeq and is a predicted model, not a curated record. The transcript is spliced from 3 exons. Bases 100 to 1011 code for a protein of 303 amino acids. Gene Ontology annotation, cellular component: membrane. Gene Ontology annotation, biological process: phospholipase C-activating G protein-coupled receptor signaling pathway; positive regulation of Rho protein signal transduction. NCBI's taxonomy places the organism in Eukaryota, Metazoa, Chordata, Actinopteri, Moronidae. Gene Ontology annotation, molecular function: G protein-coupled receptor activity.